GGGCCUCGGUUCGCUAGUCCGCCCCGCCGGGCCACCGCGGGGGACGCGGGAGCCACCACACGCCACUCAGUUCGCGUUGCCCUGCUCCCGCGGGCGUUCCCAGGACAGUUACCGCAGAGGCCCAGGCUCGGGGCCCGGUGCACGGACGCGCUCGGCUGCGCGGCAGGGUCCCUCCAGAAGAGGCCCCGUUCGUCGCGACAUUCGGGGGCGCUUUCAGGAGGAUCCUGCACUGAUCUUGGUUUGUGAGAACGUAUCUGAGAGUCCGUAUUAUGGGCGCCGCCGUUGAGCCUGCUGCUUCUUCACUCCUGAACAGUUAGAACCCCAAGCUGGCUUCACUACUCCCAACGGAAACGAGCGUGCACCGGACUGUGCCCCAGGGUACCGGGCGCACGAUCACAUCUGCGUAUUCUCAGCACCAUCCCAGUUAAUGACCUUCUGGCCAUCUUUUCAUUGAAUAACACUUAGGUGAUUAACUCAAAUCCGGUUCUCAGCAUUUUGUCAGACCCAGAAAAGAGACAGCUAAAGAGGAAGCCCCCCAGUCCGUUAGGGAGUCAGCUGUUAAGUGCGUGAAGAAAGCGUGUUUAUGUAUAGCUAGUGGUACUGGGCUCUCUUCACUCCAGAUGAGCAGCAACAGCAACAAGAGAGCUCCGACAACAGCAACCCAGAGGCUGAAGCAGGACUACCUUCGGAUUAAGAAAGACCCGGUGCCUUACAUCUGUGCUGAACCCCUCCCUUCAAACAUCCUUGAGUGGCACUAUGUUGUCCGAGGCCCUGAGAUGACCCCUUAUGAAGGUGGCUAUUAUCACGGAAAGCUGAUUUUCCCCAGAGAAUUUCCUUUUAAGCCUCCUAGUAUUUACAUGAUAACACCUAAUGGAAGGUUCAAGUGCAACACAAGGCUGUGUCUCUCCAUCACGGACUUCCACCCUGACACGUGGAACCCAGCCUGGUCCGUCUCCACAAUCCUGACCGGACUGCUGAGCUUCAUGGUGGAAAAGGGCCCCACCCUGGGCAGUAUAGAGACAUCAGACUUUACGAAAAGACAACUGGCAGCACAGAGUUUAGCGUUUAAUUUAAAAGAUAAAGUUUUUUGUGAAUUAUUUCCUGAAGUUGUGGAGGAAAUUAAACAAAAACAGAAAGCACAAGACGAACUCAGUAGCAGGCCGCAGACUCUCCCCCUGCCAGACGUGGUUCCCGAUGGGGAAACCCACCACGGGCAGAACGGGAUCCAGCUUCUCAAUGGGCAUGCGCCUGGUGCUGGCCCGAACCUCGCAGGGCUCCAGCAGGCCAACCGGCACCAUGGACUCCUGGGUGGCGCCCUGGCGAACUUGUUUGUCAUAGUUGGGUUUGCAGCCUUUGCCUACACGGUCAAGUACGUGCUGAGGAGCAUCGCACAGGAGUGAGCCAUGGCCCAGUUGCUGCAGGGGACGCAGGUGCCAGAGUUUGACUUGGGCCAGCAGGACGUGCUGCCGAGCCAGGGCAGGCCCACCAGGCUCCUGGGCUUCACUUUUUAAAAACCUUAAAAGGAAAGCAAAAACCAAAACGUGUGAUUUGGAGGAAACAAGAUUCUCAGCUUCUCUUCUCAUCCAGUGAGGUGUCUACCGGGGGCUGGCAUCGCCGAGGGCGGCUCAUGCUUUGGUUUUAUAGCUUAUCUCCUGUAUUGUCUCUUGGACCUGUUUAGUAAACCUGUUUUUCAUUUUAUUAGAUUUGGUCACUUAAAAAUAUAAAAUUCAAUGCCUGUCUAGUACUCUGUGUGCAUCCUUAGUGGAGCUCUCGACUCCCCGAAGGCUGAAGUUAGAGGGUGGGUGGGGCUGGCACUUCGAACCCUGUACAGGGGUAGGGCCACAUUGGCUGGCCGGCCACAGCCAGGGACAGGAGUCCAGGAGAGGAAGUUUGGACUCAUCCUAAAAGUGUGUUUGGGGUCAUUUAGAAUGAAACAUUCCUUCUAGAAAGUGCUUAUUCAUUUCUCUGCCAUGGUAGAAGACUGCUGUUCCUCUGGCCACAAAGAAUCAACCUUUACAUAGAGCCACUGUGGCAAUUGCGGAGGCAGGGUGGCCUCUAGAGCCAGCCUGUGUGCCUCAGCCUCAUUCUAAUCUGCCUCCUUCCAGCUCCUCAGGUGCUGUGGGGCUGCAGGUCCUGUGUCGUGCAGAGCCUUUUCUCUGAAUUCUCACGCCCAGCUGGCCAGAGCCUGUCUUCCUCCUGUGCAGGAGGCUGGAAACCCAAGGUCCUGUGGGCUGGUGCUGUGCACAUUGGGGCUUCCCUCUGCUGCUCCAGUUCUUUCGUGAUGGCCCACAGCGCCAGGUCAUGGAAGGGGACCUGCCCCGGGCCGUGCCUCUUGUUGGUCCGCCUGGCCUCAGCCUGGGCUGGCUGUGUGAUUCCCUAGGUGUCCCUCAUUUCCUUUUCUCAGCCUUUUGUGUUUAGUGACGCCAUGCAUCCAUGCUCGGAGGAUGCAUCACAGAAAACCAACAUCUGUGAGGCGCCAGAUGGGGGCAGUGCCGCUUUGUCCCAGGGCAGACACCACGUCACCACUGGCGCCCUCCUCGUUCCAGUGUUGAGCAGUAGAGCUGGAGCGCACCUGUGUGCUCAUCUCUGCUUUGUUUUCUGGUCAGUUUAUUUAAAAUUGCUCUGUCAUUUACCACUUGUUAUGUAUUUGACCCACUCUUGUGAAAAACCUUUCGUUGUCCCUUUAUUCCUAAACCCCACACUCUGUGCUGUGUUAGUGCAGACGUGAGUUCUCACCUGGUGGCUCAGAGCCAGUUCUGGUGACAGAGCCUCACCUCCCAGCGGGUCCCUGACCCUGUGUCUGUGCUGCCUGCCUGGCCCGGGGCUGUGGUUCCAGAGGUGCCUGUGUGCGGCCAGAGCCCGCACACACACCAGUGCUGGAUGCCAGCUACUCAAGUGAGGGACCUCAGUGGCCCUUGGUGCCAGUUUCCUGAGCCUCCCUGGGGCAGAGUGCUAGCAGACUUAGAGUGGACCUAAAGCGUUAUUUUCUGUAUGUGAGAAUCUCAACUUUCAACAGCUCUUGGUCAGUGGAGAUGGACCCUGUGGUGCCCACAGCGUGCUGCCUGCACUGACCCAAAUAAAAGGUGACAUUUGUCCUGUUGGA
Messenger RNA from Heterocephalus glaber (naked mole-rat), 3103 nucleotides. RefSeq names its product ubiquitin conjugating enzyme E2 J2 (gene Ube2j2). Lineage: Eukaryota; Metazoa; Chordata; Mammalia; Rodentia; Bathyergidae. The record is from RefSeq and is a predicted model, not a curated record.